Cuscuta campestris is the source of this 2236-nucleotide messenger RNA. Lineage: Eukaryota; Viridiplantae; Streptophyta; Magnoliopsida; Solanales; Convolvulaceae. The record is from the annotation of a GenBank genome assembly.
CGCUCAAUACAAUACAGUUACUUGCUUCGUUAUCGUGUUCUCAAACUCUUUUUUAUAUUAUUGAUAGAAAUAAAUUCCACCGAAGAAUCUGACCUGAAAACUGGAUUGAUUUUUGAACUAGACAAAGAACAGAGCUUGAGAGAGCAACAUUAGAUCACGAGUGUAUUAGCUAUGUUGAAUGUGAGUUAUAGAAUGGUUUUCGCCCCAAUUUGUAGAUGUACAUUUAGGAGUUUACAAGGGAAGUGAUAAUGGCAGGUUAAUCAUCUCCUGGUCUUCCUAUGCCAUUGAUGCCCGGCCGCGCACUCUUAUUCAAUCAGCGAUCUGACGCAGUCAAUCUCAGGACAUGUGGAGGACUCUUUCGUUAUGCACAGGUUUAUAAUCACUCCCUGAAUCGCAAAAGAGAUCAGCAGAAGAAAUUUCAGGAGAUUGAGAUGAAGCUGGACGAGGAAUUUGGGGCGGACAGGGUGAUCCAUAUAGAAACAGACGACGAAGAUAAUGAGGCCGAAACUGCCGACGACGAUACCGACGAUACAGACUCCGAACAUUAUCCAGCCGCCGUCCCUUCCAGAAAUCCAUCUGAUAAUGUCGCCGGCUCGCUUAUUUCUCAUUGGCCUCAAAGUUACAGGCAGUCCAUGGACAUGUACACAAGUGUAGUUUCUCCAUCAGUAAGCUUCUUAAGGGGAAGUUCACCUUCCACUUCAGCAUACAGCAGGAGGCCUCAAUCCAUUGUGGUUGUUCAAUCUUCUCUGAGUAAACCUCUCAUAUCCGAAACUGUUUGUUUGAAUGAUGAUGAAGUUCCCACUUCAACCCUUCCUACAAAGAUUUCAACUGCCACUUCGAUAUCACGAUUCUCUCUCCCUGAAUUGCCACCACCACAAGAGUGUUCAUAUGCCCAAUCACUAGUUAAUUCUAUAAACGUGUUGUGUGGCAUAGGAAUUCUUGCCACUCCUUAUGCUGUUAAAGAAGGUGGGUGGCUGAGCCUAUUUCUGCUCCUUCUUUAUGGGAUCAUUACUUGUUACACUGGGAUUUUGUUAAAGAGAUGCUUAGAAAGCUCUCCUGGACUUGAGACUUACCCAGAUAUCGGGCAGGCUGCAUUUGGCACAAGCGGUCGUGUAUUUGUAGCUACAAUCUUGUAUCUUGAAUUAUAUUGUUCUUGCAUUGAAUUCUUGAUCAUGAUGGGUGAUAACUUAUCAGCUCUCUUCCCUACUACUCAAAUGGCAUUCGGUGGCGUUCGUCUUGGCUCUUACCAAACAUGUGUUAUUAUCUCCACCCUUUUCAUACUUCCAACAGUUAUGCUGAGAAACCUUAGUUUGCUGUCAUACAUCUCAGCCGGAGGGGUGGUUGCAUUUGUCAUGAUCAUCUUCUGCUUGUUAUGGGUUGGGUUACUAAAUGACUUUGAAUUCCAUCCGAGCGGUAGUGUUUUGAACUUCUCAAAGUUGCCCGUUACGGUUGGCAUAUACAGUUUCUGCUUCGGAGGCCAUUCAGUUUUCCCAAGCAUCUAUUCCUCCAUGAGAGAACCUUCAAGGUUUCCUUCUCUAAUCUUGUUAAGCUUUUUAGUUGCCUUUGUUUCAUUUGCUGGAGUUGCAAUUCUUGGGUUCCUAAUGUUCGGCGAAGCCACGAAAUCGCAGUUCACUUUGAACUUGCCAGAGAGACACUUAGCUUCCAAACUUGCAAAAUGGAUUGUGUUCAUAACUCCCCUCACAAAAUAUGCAUUGACGAUAACUCCCGUCGCAUUUAGCAUAGAAGAACUCUUGCCUUCCAACCACCUAAGAUCAUCACACAGCAUUUCUAUACUCAUCAGAACAGUUUUAGUCGCGUCUACCCUCAUUGUCUCCCUCCUGAUUCCAUACUUCGGUUCUGUAACUGCCUUGAUUGGAUCUGCAUUAGUAAUGCUUGUGUCACUUAUCCUUCCAUGUGCAUGCUACAUCAAAAUCAACAGAGACAAGAUGAAAAAGAUUGAGAUUGCAGCAUGUACUUUCAUUAUACUACUGGGACUGAUAUCAUCCAUUGUCGGCACAUAUUCAGCACUUCAUAGUAUGUCCGGUUAGUUAGUUUUACCUGAGCAUCAGACUGUGUGUAUCACUGAAAGUCAACUGGAAAAAGGAACAUACAAAUAUUUUGUCUCAUUCAUGAACAUGCAAAUAUGGCCAUCACUCCACAAUUGACAAAGGCAGUGAGUGCUUGCUUUUGGGGUCGGGGUAGACCAGAGUUCGAUUCCUGUCAGCUAGGCUAGACU